Molecule: messenger RNA, 158 nt
Organism: Funneliformis mosseae
Lineage: Eukaryota; Fungi; Glomeromycota; Glomeromycetes; Glomerales; Glomeraceae
Source: the annotation of a GenBank genome assembly
GGCGGGUUUAAUCAUUUAUUCUCUUAUAUUUGUCCAAUUGGGUUUGGGGUUGGCGGCUAUUGGGGACAAGCUGCUGUUGUCUCGGUUAAUCAAGGAUAUCCAAGACUUGCCAAAAGAAUCCAUCAAACUUUUGGUGCUACCUUACUUUUGACUGCUUG